This is a messenger RNA of Myzus persicae (green peach aphid), 4448 nucleotides long. Its product is annotated as AT-rich interactive domain-containing protein 4B-like. Gene Ontology annotation, biological process: regulation of transcription by RNA polymerase II. NCBI's taxonomy places the organism in Eukaryota, Metazoa, Arthropoda, Insecta, Hemiptera, Aphididae. Gene Ontology annotation, molecular function: transcription cis-regulatory region binding. The coding region runs from base 1543 to 4347 and encodes 934 amino acids. Gene Ontology annotation, cellular component: nucleus. The record is from RefSeq and is a predicted model, not a curated record. The transcript has 13 exons.
UUGUGCCACCGGUAUAAUUUGCAAUUUGGAUUCCAAAGAAAUUAGUUUGGAUUUUGGACAAAAGACGUCUCAUUGGCCAUUCAAAUACGGCAACAAAUAGUUUUUUUUAUAUUGACUUCGUUUGUGCCAAUUAUCGACACCCUACGUUACUAUUUUUUACGAAUUUACAUGUUUCCAUAUCUGAUAUGACAGUGGGCUAUCUAAUGUAUGUUUAAUCUUUGAUUAUAAUAAGUAAAUCUAACGAAAACGUUGGAAUCAAUAACAAGAGAUUACAGUUACUAGUAGGUUGCAGUAGCGUGUAUUAUAAAAAUAAUAGGUGUUACUCAAAUAAUUUUAGGUGACCUACCCCUCAUUAUACUGUUAUACCGACCUAUAAAAUGUCCUAUUUUUCUUUAUCAAUACCCACCCACUCAUAUUUAAGGUGUUGCCUGAGCAACACUUGGACCCUAUGUUACACGUCACUGGUAAGUAGUAACACUUAUUACAAUUUUAUUCAUAAUUCGUUUAAUUCGUUUAAAACUUAUUAGUUAUUAUUAUUAUUCAUCAUGAAUAAUGAUACAAUACAAUAAUUACCUACGUAUUUAUGCUAUGUUUUUGACUAUUCGCGAGCUGGAGUAGGCUAUGCUGAUUAGCAGAUCACAGAAGUGUGGAAUACCUAACACAAUGAGUCCACAAUGCUCCACAAAAUAAUAUGAUAUAAUUAACUUAUUUUAUCAUGGCUCUACAGGUAUCUAUACUACACUGUGGUAUAGAUAUCUGUGCCAUACUCCGUCUACGAGUAUAAUGCCUAUGGUAGAUAUUGCGAGUGUGACAAAUGGAAGCCGUUCGUUUUAGAGACAUUCAAUAUUAUUAUUUUAAAUCAUAUUAAUAUGUACUAAAUUAGUACACGAUCUGAGAUUAUUAUGCACUAAUAUAGAGAGUCGGCUAUGUAGUUGUUUUAUACGAUAUGUCUGUGUCAUAUAUUAUACUUACACAAUUAUUGCAAUUUUCGUGACGUAUACAAAAGUACGAACGCAUAUUGGUCACACUGCAUAGCAGAACACAACGCUCCGGGAACUACUACGAACUACCGUCCACCGGCAAUCGUACAUCGAUUGUCGAUCGGUGACCACCAUAGAUAACAAAUAACCGCGACGGCGCGACCACUGCCUGAACAACAAACAUUCUCUGCGCGUCCUAAAUCGUAAUCAUUAAGGACCAAGCUACCAAAGAAGGAACUUACCUCGGCUAUCGUCGACUGCGAACAUAGAUGAUAAUUAAUUCAUUAAUAUCUAUGGGCACAGCAGAAUUUUGAGAAAAACUGAUUAUCGUCGCCUUCAUUACAAUUUGUGCACAGAUCUAUUGAUACCUGUGGAUUUAUGAGAACAACUAAAAAGAUUGCCGUAAUUACACUUUGUUGCUUGUGCUUCUCUUGAUCAACUUCCUCUAACACACUUUGAACAUAUUCGUGUUACUCCUGUAAACACUACUGUAACACAAGUUUAGACAGAAAAUUUAGAAAAGUUUUGGUAACGGGAAAGUGAAGAAAAAGAAGCUUCAGUAAUGGAGAGAAAAGAUAUUGGAAAAGUAGUUUGUGUAGAAGAUCAUAAUAAAAAGAAAGUAAGAGACAAUUGGUUACCUUGUUUGGUAGUGGCACCCACUUUACAAUCCUCAGUUAGAGCUAAUGUUGUAGAAGACUACCUAGUUCGUUCAUUUAAGGAUGGAAAAUACUAUGCAGUACCAAAAAAAGAUAUUACCGAAUUUACUAAAGAAAUUGGAGCUAGAGUGGAAAAUCCUACACUAAAAACUGCCGUUGAAAAAGCCCUAUUAUUUCUUGACAAAGACGAACUCCCACCACACUGGGAUAGAAAUUUGUUAUUUGGUGUUGGUGAAAUUUGUAUUCCUACAGAUAAUAAAGCAGUUGAUAAUGAUAAUUCUGACAAAGAAUCUAUUGAAGAUAAAGACCAUUUUAUCGCACAGUUAUUUAAAUUUAUGGAUGACCGAGGAACUCCUCUUAAUCAAGCUCCUGUGAUUAAUGAUAAGGACGUUGAUUUGUACAAAUUGUUUAAGGUUGUCAAUAGUUACGGUGGGUGUAAUAAAGUAAAUACAGGUAAACUAUGGCAGUUGGUUGCAAAUAAAGCUGGAUAUGAACCACAAUCAUAUCUUUCUAUUCAACAUUGUUAUACACAAUAUUUACAUAGUUUUGAGGAUUUUUAUCGAAAACUUGGGUCUACUAUGUGGAGUCAUCCAAGGGUAGUAAGAUCGAGCAGAAAAUUUAGUCGCAGUAUUAUUAGGGAUGUUGAUAAGGCAUUUCCUAGCACCUCAUCAGCAACUGAUAAAAAUAAAACCAUAAAUAAUGAAUUAAGAGAUAAAAAAAAUAAGAAUUCUGCUGUAACUAAAAAAAAAGCCAAAUCUUUAAAAACUGAAGAAAAACUUCUAAAGAACAAUGAAGAAAUUUCAAAGAAAGAUGAUAAAAAAAAAGAAGAUUCUGCUAAUAGUAUGUUGCUUAGUAAACAAUUAAUGAAAUGGGAUCCAAAAAUAACAGAUUUAAAAGAUCCAGUUAGAAAUUCUAAAACUAAAAAAGAAAUGAAAAUAAUCCUAAAAAAAGAGCUGGAUUCUGAUGCAAUAGAUGAUGACCAAAUCAUUGGAGAUGAAAAAGUAGAAAAUAAAAUGUAUAAAAGAAAUGUACGUGGAAAAUCAGAAUUAAAAACUAAUAUGAAAAAAAGAAGAUUAAUCAAAGAACAAGUUAAAACUUAUUUUGAAGAUAUGUCAUUCAAAAAAUUGAACAGAGGAAUUUCUUAUACCCAUGCUUCAAAUAAAGAAAAACUAGAUGAAGAAGUACCAAAACUGACACGGUCAAAGACCGCAUUAAAUCUACGCUCCAGAUCAAGGAGAGCAUCAAUAUUAAGUGAUCUUGCUGACGGUGCUUCUGUUGUACAGCUGACACAGCCUAGAUUCUUAGAUAAUCUAGUUAAAAUUAAAAAGGAAGAUGUAACUGAAAAAAAAAGAAAGAAAAAGGACGAUAAAGAGGGUAAAGUGUCCUCAAACGUUACAAUUCCUACCCCUAAUAGUAUUGAAAAUGCACCGUUCGAUAAAGAUUCACCUUUGGUCAUUGGAGAUAAUUUAGUUGUUUAUUAUGGUGGUACAACUUAUGAUGCAAAAGUUAUUAAUGUGUGUGAUAUUGAAGGAGUAAUGAAAUAUUACGUGCAUUAUAAAGGAUGGAAUUCACGUUAUGAUGAAUGGAUAGAUGGUAUGCGUAUUGCUUAUAAAAAAAAGGAACAAGAACCUGAAGAAGAUAAUGAUGCAGAUUGUUCAAAAAGUAGUAUUCCAAAACAAAAAAAUGUGGUUUCAAAAAAGGUACCAACAAUAAGUAAUAAAAUCAGAAGGUCAGUUAAUCCACUUGCAUCAGAUUCAAAUAUUAAAAAAUCACGUUUUAGCAAUACUCGGCCUACUAGAACAUGUACUUUGACUGGUUCAUUAUUCAAUAUUGAUAAUUCUGAUUCGGAUGAAGAAUACACUCUAAUUGUAGGAUCACCCAAACAAUAUAGUAAGAAAAAAGUCAUAAAAUCUGAACCAAAUAUUAUUAUAACAACUGAUCCAUUAGACACCAAUAAUCGGAAAAAGACGCUAAAUCCAAAGACAUAUCCUAGUAAAAAAGUACUCAUGGAGCAAAGUGUGCCUAGAAAACCAAAGUCUUGUGUGUUAAAUGUUUAUAGCAAUAAAUCUCAAAGAAAUGAUUUAAAACAUAUUUCUGAAUCUAACAUUACUGGUACCGAUUUUGAUGAUAUUAUUGAAAAUACAGAAUCAUUCAUGUUGGAUCAACAAAUAAAAAUUGAUGCUUCAAAAACUAUUGAACCAGUCAUAGACUAUGCUUAUAAAUUUAAAGAAUAUGAAUCAGGCAAUUUUUAUUUAAUUCCUUCUGUCAUUGAAGAUACACCUAUUAGACAUGAUUCACCAAAAUUAUUUAACUUAGAAAAACCUGAUGAACUUACUAGAGUCAUUGAUUCUCCAUCACAAGAGCAAGUAGUUGAACAAAAUGGGUUAAUGGUAUCAUUUGUGCCUAAUAGCACUAGCAUUUAUUUAUAUGACAAUAAUGUUGAGAUAAAAGUUAAUGAAAAUUUGAAUAUUACAAAUAAAGUCAAAAAUCCAAUUAUGAGAAAUGAAUCUGAUAAUGAAUCUAAUGAAUCCCAAAACUUAAUGAUAAGUAAUGUUACAGUAGAUAUGCAAAAUGUAAUAGAAAUUGAGCCACAUUUUCAGGAUGAAGUUAAUGUUUCUGAUUUAAAAUAUGAAGUUUUGGAUUUAUGCAUGAAUCCUCCUAAAUCACCACUUACCAACGUUUUCAGUAUAUCAGAGGCCAGAGCACAAUGAAGUCCACGGCAUGAUCGUGGAAGAAGAUAACCUUCCAAUGGACAAAUUUAUAAAAGCCGCAAAUCACAUUUCAAAUAAUAAGAAAAAAAAGAAAAAAGAAA